UUUAUGCACAUGGCCUUGUUCUGCAUUUAGUUUGCAUGCUUUGGCUGUACAUUUUUGUAAUGCUAUGAAUAUGUAUAAAAUGUUUUACUUUUUUAAUUUAAUGUUUUUCCGCCCAAUAGGGUCCUCCUGGUCUUCAGGGUGACAAGGGGGAUCAAGGCGACCAAGGACCGCGGAUGGUCUUCCCUAAGAUCAAUCAUGGCUUUCUUUCUGCUGACCAGCAGCUCAUAAAGCGGCGGCUUAUUAAGGGAGAUCAGGGUUCGGCAGGUCCACCAGGGCCUCCUGGACCCCCAGGUCCCCCUGGCCCCCGAGGGCCACCAGGGGACACAGGCAAGGAUGGGCCCCGGGGAGUGCCAGGUCUGCCGGGAGAUCCCGGGACCCCAGGAGAGCUAGGACUAAUGGGACCUGAGGGGCCACCAGGACAAAAGGGUUCCCUCGGGCCUCCUGGCAUCCCAGGUGUUGAUGGGCUGAAGGGUGAAAUGGGAGAGCGAGGUGAAAAGGGUGACAUGGGAGAAGAUGGGCAAAAAGGUGAAAUCGGGGAGAAGGGUGAUGCAGGCUCCUCUGCUGCAGGCAUUAAGGGUGAACCAGGAGAGUCAGGACGUGGGGGAUCAAAGGGAGAGCCAGGACUUCCAGGGCUGCCUGGACUUCCCGGGAUUAAGGGUGAGCCUGGAUUCCUAGGACCUCAGGGAGAACCAGGGCUCCCAGGACUACCGGGAACCAAGGGCGAGCGAGGGGAACUUGGUCCACCAGGCAAGGGAGAGCGGGGCGAGCCUGGACAGGCCGGUCAAAAGGGGGGGCCAGGAGAGGCAGGGAACCCAGGCCCUAGAGGUUCAAAGGGAGAGACAGGAGACAAGGGAGACCUGGGCUCUAUGGGACCAUGGGGACCCCCUGGGCAGAAAGGUGACCAAGGAGCCACUGAAAUCAUUGAUUACAACGGGAACAUCCAAGAAGCUUUACAGAAGAUUACCACUAUUACAGUGACGGGUCCCCCUGGGCCUCCUGGACUAUCAGGACCAGCGGGAAUCAAGGGAGAUCAAGGCAUGCCUGGCCUCCCUGGACUGGACGGUGAAAGGGGUUUCAAAGGUUCCAAAGGAGACAUGGGAAUCCCUGGCACAUCUGGAGAUAAAGGAACUGUUGGUUUACCUGGUUUACCAGGUGUCAAUGGAUUGAAAGGAGAUAAGGGUGAUUCUGGUCUGCCUGGUCCCGAAGGGCCCUCAAUUAUUGGCCAACCUGGAGCACCUGGGCCCCAUGGCCCCCCAGGCCCCAUGGGACCCCAUGGCUUCCCUGGACCAAAGGGGGAGGCUGGGAAUCAUGGUCUGAAGGGAGUACGCGGGGAGUCAGGGCACAAGGGAGACAGAGGACCCCUGGGCCUCCCCGGAGCCUCCGGCUUGGACAGCAAGCCUGGAAUUAGGGGUAUGGACGGGCCUGUUGGUUCCUCCGGUCCAGCUGGGCCAAAGGGGGACAGAGGUGAGAGAGGAGCUGCAGGUGAACUCGGGCCAAGGGGACCUUAUGGACUUCCUGGAGCGGCUGGAACACCUGGCCUUGAUGGGUUGCCGGGCUUAAGGGGAGAGAAAGGCGACCCGGGGGAAAGAGGAGAAAAGGGGGAGAAGGGAAAGAAGGGGAAAAAAGGGCCUAAGGGGGAGAAAGGAGAACAGGGUGCCCCUGGAUUAGAUGCACCCUGCCCAUUGGGCCCAGACGGACUACCAAUGCCUGGUUGUUGGCAAAAGUGAUCAAUCUAACCCGAAAGCAUGGUUUGUAAAAAAAAAAUAAAAAAAUGUUGUUGGGGUAUUUAUAAUUAUUUUUAAUGGAAAAUAUAAAAUAAAGAAAUCUAUGUGUACAAUAAAAAAGAGCAAAGGUCCAUCACUCCUAGCUGCUUCUACUUACCUCGCUCUGUGUCACUCUCACAUCCGCAUCUUGGAGUCCAGAUCUUUGGCAAUCGGCAGAACUUGCACACACACAAUGAUGUUUAGUCCCAGUCCUUGCAUGACCAGAGUGCUCGGGCACAGAUUGGAACGUCAUGGCUAAUUCGGAUUCAAGGGGAGUAAGGAGGUUGUGACAACAGAGGAUGAGGAGAAGGAGGCGUUGGAGGGAUCUGAACUGGCUCUUAACAGCUCUAGCUCUCGCAUUCACCAUCCAUUAAUGCCAUACUCCUAGCUUAAAAGACUCCAUCCCAACAAAACACCCUCCACACGCCCCAAAAAGCAUGAUGACUGUCCCAAACUAUAUUUAUAUGUAUUAAUAUACAUAUUUCAUUGAUGUGGUCGAAUUGUAUGGCUUCAGCAAAACACUAUCUGGCUGUCAGUCUUACCUACUCAAAAAAGAAAGCUCAACAUUUUUGGUUUUAUUUGUUCCUUUUUCUUUUAAUGUUCCAAAGGGAGUCACGCCUUGGCUGGUGGCUUGAAAAGAAUUGUUCCCCAGGAAGUAAAGUUGGGUUGAUUUUCUUUAUUGUGGUGAGAUCUGCAAUGGGUCAAUAGAUGCAGGUCUUCACAGAUGCACUUGUCUUGAGUCCCAGGGCCCUUUCCCUGUCAACGGACACUUGUUAUUGAACUUGGAGAAGAGUGUUAGAGCUCAAUGCACUGUGCACAGCCAAUCGGAACUGAGCUAGGCUGACAAGGACUUCGGAUUGAACAGACUUGUUUGGGAUCCCUUGGAGUAGGGGAGACAGUGGGCCUCGGCAGAGAGAUUACAAUCAUCUCUCCUGCCAAUCAAGGAGUGCCUGCCUGUAACAAUGUUACAGUCACAACACUACAAGGUCAAGAGGGUCAAUGGAAUUCUGCCUUUUUAGUUGAAGUUUGUUCUUCUACUUACUUAAAAAAAGUUUUAUGUAUAAUAGCCUUUGGUGCCUCAAGCUUUUGUUCAUUCCUUUCCUUUUUAACCUGCUUUGAGUAAGUGGAAUGGUGUUUAUUGCAGAAUGGCAACCUCUUGUAAAUUGUUGAAGUAUAAAAGCACCUAUUUUGCGCACUGUUAGUAUGUAUUGAACGUUGAUAUUACUGGGUGUUAAUAAUAUGGCAUGUACAUUAUGUAUUCAAAUGAACAUAAGCUUCUGUGUAACAGAAAGGGAAUUUCAGUUGGUAGCAAAGAUGAUUACACAGCAUCAGCUUUUACACUGAUUUGCAAACACCAAGUUUUAUAAUAUUAUAAUAACACUACAGUUCAUUGCUGGCCUUUAAGUGGAAAAUACAGUCGGUGAGUUACAAUGUGCUUCACUACAAGUUUAUUGUAUCUUUACAUUUAAAUGCAGUGUUUAUUUUCAGCAAUAUGUGUGCAACAAUAAGAUUUUUGAACAUUAUGACCUGGUAAUUCAGUAUGGUACAUUUGCAGGUAAAAAUGCCUUUCGGAAAAAUGUAUCAUUUUUUACUAGAUAAUUAUUGUUUUUUCCAAAUGUCAAAUGGUAGUUUGCCUCAACUGGAUCAUGUACCCACCACAUGCAGCAUUCUUCCUUUUCUCUCUCUCUCUAUAUAUAUUUUUUUUUACACAAUGUACAUGGUGUAUUACAUGGACAGGCUCAAUAGGUAACACAUUUCAUUUCAGUUGAAUGGCCCUGCUUCCAUUUGUAACCCAUAAUUGUAUUCAUUGCCAUUUACAUCACAUUCCAUAGCAAUUUGGAAAGAAAAUUGAGCCUGUUUCUUAAUUUCAUAAUGUCAAGGAUGUCCUAAUUCUAACAAUGCUCUUAUGCACAGUGAUAUUUGAUGCAUAAUGCUAUUUGGAACAGUUAUUGUAUGAUUAGGAAUCAAUUAAUACAAUAUGUGCCGGUUUCCCAGACACAGAUUAAGCCUACUCCUGGACUAAAAAGCAUUUUCGAUGGAGAAUCUCUAUUGAGCAUACUUUUUAGUCCAGGACUAGGCUUAAUCUGUGUCUGGCAAACUGACCCUCUAGCCCCAUUUAUACCUGGUUCUAACAUGCAUCCUUUGUCCUGAUCUUGUCCACAUUCUGAUUGUGCCCACAUUUUUUAAUAGGUGUAGACAAUCAAAAUUGUGAUCCAUUGUGAUGAGAUCAUCCUGCCAACCUCUGGAGGCGUUGUGUCUGGAUAUCUUACAAGUGUAGACAGAUCUGUACAGAGAGACUAUUUAAAUUGUAAAUUUUCCUGUAAAAUCAUUGACCGGUGGCACCAUUGAUUGAUUACAUCAAUAUGUGUCUUACAAUAAAUAAAUACAUAUUAUUUUUAAAUAAUAACUGUGAAACAAUUUUCAUAAAGGAAGGGGCCAGGAAAUCUGGUCACAAUGCAGGCACAGUGGACGGAUAACAGACACAUUUUAAUACAAUGUGUAGACACAUUUCUGGAAAUGUGGGCACAAUCAGAAAGUAGACAGGAUCAGGACAAAGGACCCAUGUUAGCACAAUGUAUAAAUGGGGCUUAUAUGUAAUAUCAGCACAUGUCCACUCUAUAAAAGUGAUAUUUUUGUUGUUUUUGUGACAAGUUUGACCACUCCACCCCAACUGUACAGGGUUAUCAGCUAUGUCACAAAGUAAAUAGUAUGCGUGUGAACAGUAGGUCAUCUGUUACAGUGUGGUGUCAUUAUGGUGCUAUCAUCUUGUUAGAAAAAUCUCUAAAGAGUAUUACCUAUCCAUGACAACCAUAAGAGAACAGAGGUUUCUUUAUAAUUUUUCAUAUAACAGUUUAAAACAUUUUUUGCAUAUUUUUAUAUUUGUCUCACUAUUUUAAGUGUUACAUUAUUUAUUUUUGUAUUUUUCUUAAAGAAGGCAUUUUGUUUUUUAACAGGCAUUCCUUAUAAAAUGGGGGUAGCUUUUGAAGGUCCUGAUACCGUUUUUUUUCAGCUUUUGUCUAUUAUAGUGGUGCAUCGUCAUUGAGAUGUCACACAAGUACAUUAGAUGUGAAGUAAGUUUGUUGUCAUUAUCAUCAAAUUGAUGUAUUGGUCAGGUAUUUACAAUGCUAGUUCACUCCCAAUUGUGCAGGCCUUACCUUGGCAUGCAAUUGUACUCAUAAAACAAGAAAGUGUUGAUGGGCUUGGCUAAAAUGUUGUCUGCCCCUGACAAGUAGCAUAAAUAUGAUAAUAUUGUUCUUUCUCUAUUUCUCUCUUUGCAUUGAAUGUAGUUUGAAUGUAGUAUGUAUAGUGAAUUAUAAAUGUGGAGUUUAAUAUCUGCUUAUUUGACAAAAGUGCAAUUUAUACUUUGGUUGAUAUGUGCAGCAUCAGAAUGCAGAUUAAUAACAGUUACAGACAUUUAUUAUCAGGACAAUAUGUUAGUCAAUUUGUUUCCCAUGAAAAGUACCACUUCACUGGCUUAAAAAAAAUACAAAUGUUUUGAUUGACAAGUUACAUUUUUAGUUACAAACUUGUAAAUAUAGACUUUCUUGUUAUCCAUAUUUUUAAGGCUUGAUUUGAAUUGAUUUAUUGUAGCCUCCAUUGCUGUCCACAAAUCAUUUGCUCUUAAGUUGUUAGUAGUGUGAUAGAAAACAUAUAAUUGGUCUAUGAUUUGGUCUGUCUUUUAUUUAGAACCUUCGUAAGAUUUUGUACUACGAUGGUGCUGUGUAUUCAGUUAACGUACAGCUGAUUCUUCUUUGUAUCUUUGUAUCUUUGUUCAAUUAUAUAUUAUGAAGUUACACACAUUUAAAGGCUGGUAGUGGAUGGUCCCCACAUAGUUGAAACACGCUUCUUUAUCCCACCAUGUACCAGGCACCCACUUUUCAACACCACUUUGUUAUUUAUUUAGUGUCAAAUUUACCAGAGCCUUUUUUCUGACAUAUAUACUGACAUUUCUUUUAACAUCCUCCUUACACUAUAGCCUAUUUCCCUCAGUGCAGUAAUGCAACCUAAUAGAAGCUGGAAAAGUAAAGAUAUAACUUCAAUUGAACAUAGUCUAAGUAUUCUAAAACGUAAAUGCAAUAGCUAAGUCCAUCUCACAGCUUUUGAAUAUCUUACAUUUCAUUUAUGUUAUGUUUUUUUUCCUAUUCUGCAUUUGUAUCACUCAUUUUUUACAAGUUUGCAAAUGAAUACAAUUUGCUUUCAGAUUAUGGAUACUUCUGCAUGCAUUAUUUCAAAACCAUUUCAUAUGACUGUACUGUUGGAGCCAAAUAAAUGCAGUCUUUCAAAUAA
Oncorhynchus masou masou (cherry salmon) is the source of this 6050-nucleotide messenger RNA. Its product is annotated as collagen alpha-1(XXV) chain. The record is from RefSeq and is a predicted model, not a curated record. The transcript is spliced from 33 exons. NCBI's taxonomy places the organism in Eukaryota, Metazoa, Chordata, Actinopteri, Salmoniformes, Salmonidae. The coding region runs from base 174 to 1727 and encodes 517 amino acids.